Oryza brachyantha (malo sina) is the source of this 1483-nucleotide messenger RNA. RefSeq lists its product as uncharacterized. The coding region runs from base 233 to 1183 and encodes 316 amino acids. Lineage: Eukaryota; Viridiplantae; Streptophyta; Magnoliopsida; Poales; Poaceae. The record is from RefSeq and is a predicted model, not a curated record. The transcript is spliced from 7 exons. Gene Ontology annotation, molecular function: zinc ion binding.
GGUGCUCCUCGCAAAAUUCGUUAACCUCGCUUUCUUUCUCUCUCGUUGCUCCCCCUUCGGAAAUCUUCGAAUCCAUCGUCGUAGAAGACGACGACGACGAGACUGGGCGGGGCGAGCCCCCCACCGGAGGGAGACGACGACGAGGACAAGGAGGAGGGUUUGUGUCCCCGUUCGCUGAUUGAUCGCCGGGCGCUCCGAAUUCGGUUUCUCCCGUUUGUACUGAAGGGUGAGCAUGGAUAGGAGGGAUGAGGAAGAGACGGUCCCGAAUGACUCGGACCCUCUUCUCAAGAGAGAAAAUGAGAAGGCAGAGUCGUCGUUGCAGCUGACACCGCUGACACCGCCUAAGCCAGCGACAGUGAGCGUAUCGGAGAUUGAGGAUGAGGAAACCGAUGGUUCUUCUGCAGGGUGCUGCCGCAUUUGCCUUGAGACUGAUUCUGAGUUAGGUGAUGAACUAAUAUCACCUUGCAUGUGCAAAGGAACCCAACAAUUUGUUCAUCGUUCAUGCCUUGACCACUGGAGAUCUGUUAAGGAAGGAUUUGCAUUUUCACACUGCACAACGUGCAAAGCUCAAUUCCAUCUUCGAGUGGAAACUUGGGAGGACAACUCAUGGCGUAAAAUGAAGUUCCGAAUAUUUGUUGCAAGAGAUGUUAUGCUUGUGUUUCUUGCUGUACAACUUACUAUUGCUAUGAUUGGUGCAAUCUCUUACUUUCUAGAUAGGGAUGGAAGUUUCAGAAACAGUUUCAGUGAUGGCUGGGAUCGCUUCUUGUCAAAGCAUCCAAUACCGUUCUAUUACUGCAUAGGUGUUGUUGUUUUCUUCGUGUUACUCGGUUUUUUCGGGUUGAUACUGCAUUGCUCAUCCUUCAACGAUAACCAAGAUCCAUGCCUAGCUGGGUGCCGGAACUGCUGCUAUGGUUGGGGCGUCCUGGACUGCCUGCCUGCAUCUCUAGAGGCUUGCUUUGCCCUGGUGGUGGUUUUCGUUGUCGUGUUCGCCAUCCUUGGUAUUGCAUAUGGAUUUCUGGCAUCGACCAUGGCUGUCCAAAGAAUCUGGCAGAGGCAUUACCACAUCUUGACCAAAAGGGAGCUCACGAAGGAGUACGUGGUGGAGGAUCUUCAUGGCAGCUACACGCCACCUAAGCUUGAUCCGGAGCACGAGGAGCGGCUGAAAAUGCUGAAGCUCCUCUAGCCUCUCAUGGCAGUCAACAGAGUCACUGCCUGUACAUCGUCCUUGCCCCUCUGUUUCGUUCCAGAUUGACAAAUGUCAGUCUGUUCUAGGCCACUGUAAAUAGUAUUACCUGUAUCACCGUUCGUGUGCCGAAACAAAACAUCAUAGUUUGUUGUCAAAUUGACUCCAUCGGCUACCUUGUCGCUAACGUGAGCGAGUUUCUUCGAUCAUUCUGCUUGUUAAACUCUUAUCAACUACUAGUAAUUAUAUUUGUCCCGGCAAUGACCUUGUCUUAAAAAUCUGAAUAAAUUUUGGUCCAUC